GCCAGUUUUAUAUCAUCGCCAUGAUGUGAAUCUCGUGUCUGAAGUAAUGUGAAGUGUGAGGUGUUUUAGUAAAAUUUUGUUUCAAAAAUGGCCAUGGAACGGUUCCAGACGCCUUUUUUAAAUCAGAUAUUCGUUGCGAGUGGAAUACUCAGCACGAUCCUGAGUUGUGGCCUGGGACUGGGGUUCCUUGCUGCCUUCCUGGACCAGAACCUUCUAGAAGACGACACAAGACAUUUCGAUAACACAUCAAUGGGUUUUAUUGAAACCGCCGGAGAGGUGGCGUUCGUACCGUCUAUUCUGAUAAUACCCUACACAAUGCAGAAGAAAGGCCGUCGGAUAGCAGCCAUUGCGACCAUCUUGCCUCUUUUAUUCAGCUGGUUAAUCAGCUUCGCCGCCAAGCAUUUCACCGGGCUACUAUUGGUUAAUAUUCUUCAUAAUAUCGCACUUGGCGGCGCCGCCACAAUCAGCAGUAUCAUCAUUUCUGAAAUGUGCAGCCCGAAGUAUCGAGGAACGUUUCUUAUGCUUGAAACGGCUAUGAUAUCUUUAGGUGUAUUGCUCAGCCAUAUUUCGGGGAUCUAUUCUUGCUGGGGAUUAAUUUCUGCAUUAGGGUUAUUGACAGCUUUUUACGGAUUAAUAGUUUCUUAUCUAUCACCAGAGAGUCCCUAUUGGCUGAUAAGUCAAGGUCAUAUGGUGAUGUGCGCAGAAAAUUUUCACUGGCUACGAGGAAGCGACCAAGAAGCUUGCAAGGAAUUAGAAAGUUUAAUGCUGACUUAUAAAAUUAAAAUUCAAUUGGAGGCAAUGAAGCCUGUAAGGAAAUUAGGCGUUAGAGAGAAGAUCCUGGAUUAUCUACGGUCAUUAAUAAAAGUGGAUUUUCUAAAGCCUCUUUCUAUAAUGAUAUUGCUGUUCAGCUUCGUAGGUUUCGGAGGCGAAAAUAUCGUUUCAAACAGCUCCUUUAGAAACAUAUUUAAAUUAACUAAUGGGAAAUAUAUAGGGACUAUUAUUUUGGAUGUUCUAGCUUUGGUAUGUUCAUUGACCGCUUGCGUUUUGCUGCAGAUUGUUCGAAGGAAAACUUUGUUCUUAUUUACAGGAUCUUGUUCGAUUCUGUUUUUAGGUUUAACGAGUCUGUUCGUUAUAUUGCAGUCGCUUCAUUUGUUUUCUAAGGAUUAUUUAUGGUUGUUCUUGACUGUAGUUACAGGUUUUGCAAUGUUUAUGUCUUUAGGUACAACAGCGUUACCAUUCUCUCUCCUUGGAGAAAUAUUCCCUAUGUCUUAUAAAGGAGUGGGCAGUUCAUUAACAUGUGCAUACUUAUGGGCAUUUGGUAAUACAAUUUUGAAAUUCAUACCAACAUUAUCAACAUUGUUAGGGUUGCAUUGGAUUUUAUUCAUAGCUGUUUUUGUAAUGCUUUCUAUAUUGAUUUUUAUCAAUAAAGUACUGCCAGAGACGGGAAUGAAAUCUUUAAUAGAAAUAGAACAGUUUAUGAAAGGUGAAGAUGAAUAUGAAGCAGUCACAGCAAUAGAAGAAGAAGAUAAUCAAGAAUUUGAUAGGCUGCAACUGUUUUUGGUCUAGGUACCAUAAUUAUGCCUUCUCAUUAAAAUACAUAAAACUUUUAAUUAAAAUUUCAUUGUAGUAUUAUGCUUAUGUAUUAUAAAUGUGGACUCAUUAGCAGCGUUUAAAUUCUAAUGAAUGAAAAGGACUGUAAAAUGUGAUGAAAUUUUAAAUCCUCCGUAUUUUGCGUAUUUAAUAAAACCUUUGUCUAGA
Leguminivora glycinivorella is the source of this 1758-nucleotide messenger RNA. Its product is annotated as facilitated trehalose transporter Tret1-like. Bases 88 to 1566 code for a protein of 492 amino acids. The record is from RefSeq and is a predicted model, not a curated record. Gene Ontology annotation, molecular function: transmembrane transporter activity. Lineage: Eukaryota; Metazoa; Arthropoda; Insecta; Lepidoptera; Tortricidae. Gene Ontology annotation, cellular component: membrane. Gene Ontology annotation, biological process: transmembrane transport. The transcript has 3 exons.